AACAUAUGUUCGGUUUUUAAACAUAACCUCUAAGAUUGCAAUUGCAACCUUUCUUUAGGUGUAGGGGUGACUUGUUACUGGGUCUCGUCGCAAUGCCUACGGUAGGAGUAAAACGCGAUGCUUUAUUUAAAGCGUUAGACAAGACAUACACUGAUGAUGAAUUUCAAAGUUUGUGUUUUGAAUAUGGCCUGGAAUUGGAUGAAGUUACGACCGAAAAGCAAAUGAUUACAAAGGAACAAGGCGAAAAUGCAGAAUCGUCCGUUGGUGCGUCUGAGGACAUAAUCUAUCGAAUCGAUGUCCCUGCGAAUCGCUAUGACUUGUUAUGUCUGGAAGGAUUGGUUCGUGGCCUUUUGGUUUUUCAAAAUAAGAUAGAGGCGCCUACUUAUAAAGCUGUUUUACCUACCAGUGGGCAACUGCAGAAACUCCAGAUAAAACCCGGUACAGCACAAAUUCGUCCGUACGCAGUCGCCGCAGUGCUACGUGAUAUACACUUCACACAAGAGUCCUAUAACAAUUUCAUAGACUUGCAAGAUAAAUUACAUCAAAAUAUUUGCCGCAAGCGAAGCCUUGUCGCUAUUGGUACUCAUGAUCUUGACACAAUCCAUGGCCCUUUUACUUAUGACGCGAAACCCCCGUCUGAAAUCAAAUUCGUGCCACUAAACCAAAAUAAAGAGUAUACAGGAGUGGAACUAAUGGAUUUGUAUUCGACACAUUCUCAACUGAAGCAGUAUUUGCCGAUUAUUAAAGACAGUGCCGUUUAUCCGGUUAUUUAUGAUAAAAAUGGUGUAGUCCUCUCAAUGCCACCAAUUAUCAAUGGACAUCAUUCUCGAAUCACUCUUGAUACAAAAAAUGUGUUCAUCGAGUGUACUGCCACUGAUUUAACGAAGGCUAUUGUCGUACUGGAUACAAUGGUGUGCAUGUUUAGUGAAUACUGUAAAGAGAAGUACUGUGUAGAAUAUUGUGAGAUUACAAAUCCAGACGGUAAAUCAGUACAGUAUCCCCAGUUAAGAUACAGGGACGAACUUGUUAGUAUUGCAAAAACUAAUAUUGCAAUUGGUGUUAGUGAAUCUGGCCAGAAUAUUGCGAACCUCCUUUCCAAAAUGUGUCUUACUUCAAAAGUUUCAUCGAAAGGUAAAAGCGUGAAAGUCACCAUUCCACCAACCCGCCACGAUGUUAUACACGCCUGUGAUAUAUACGAAGAUGUGGCUAUUGCAUACGGUUAUAACAAGAUUUCGCGCGUUUUGCCGCACACAAACACGAUCGCGCAACAAUUCCCUCUAAACAAGCUCUCCGGCUUACUUCGAACACCCAUAGCUCAAGCUGGCUUUACAGAGGCAUUAACGUUCUCGUUGUGUUCGCGUGAUGAUAUUUCUAGUAAGUUGGGUAGAAGAAUGGAAGAUAUUCCCGCGGUCCACAUUUCUAAUCCGAAGACUCUCGAGUUUCAAGUGUGCAGAACGACGCUUUUGUCUGGAUUAUUGAAAACAUUGGCGGCUAAUAAGAAAAUGCCGCUUCCGUUGAAAAUAUUUGAAAUUUCUGAUGUUGUUUUGAAGGAUACGACUGCAGAGGUAGGUGCGAGAAACGAGCGCAGAGUGUGUGCUGUUAACUGCAAUAAGACAGCCGGAUUUGAAGUAGUUCAUGGAUUGCUGGAUCACAUCAUGAUGCUCCUUGAGGUACCAUGGAAUCCUAAGCGAGGCGAUACAGGCUAUUACUUGCGAGCAACUGAUGAUCCCGCCUAUUUUCCUCAACGUUGCGCUGAGGUUAUUUGCAAUGGAAGUCCGAUAGGUAAAAUUGGAGUUUUACACCCAAAUGUUUUGUUGCAGUUUGAGUUAACAAAUCCUUGCUCAUGUUUGGAAAUUAAUAUUGAGCCAUUUGUAUAAACUUGUAAUGAAACUCUGACACUAUGA
Messenger RNA from Photinus pyralis (common eastern firefly), 1904 nucleotides. RefSeq names its product phenylalanine--tRNA ligase beta subunit (gene beta-PheRS). The record is from RefSeq and is a predicted model, not a curated record. The transcript has 10 exons. Lineage: Eukaryota; Metazoa; Arthropoda; Insecta; Coleoptera; Lampyridae. Gene Ontology annotation, biological process: phenylalanyl-tRNA aminoacylation. Bases 93 to 1877 code for a protein of 594 amino acids. Gene Ontology annotation, molecular function: RNA binding; magnesium ion binding; ATP binding. Gene Ontology annotation, cellular component: phenylalanine-tRNA ligase complex; cytoplasm.